Molecule: messenger RNA, 411 nt
Organism: Didymodactylos carnosus
Lineage: Eukaryota; Metazoa; Rotifera; Eurotatoria; Philodinida; Philodinidae
Source: the annotation of a GenBank genome assembly
AUGGUAAUAAAUUUAUCAAGUCAAAUAUUAUUAAAAGGAGUGCAAUCUCCAGAAUCGUUCACAGGUGCAGAUGAACAAGAUCCAAUUAUAUGGUUACAAGAUAUUGAACAGAUGUUUAAAGCUGCUAGUGUAAGAUCGGAAGGAUCUGGUAUAUUUGAUAAUAACUAUAACUAUGAUGGAUUCAAACAACAACUGAUUAAGGCAUUUACAUCAGCCUCACAACAGCUCAAAAUAUCAAAUAAAUUAGUGAAUCAACGUCAAGGAUUGAACGAAUCAGUUCAAUCAAAGUAUUAUGAUGUACUAUCUUUAUGUACAAUAUUUAAUCCAGAUAUGAGUGAAAAUGAAAAAGUCCUGCAUUUAUUAUGCGAAUUUCUAAUCCUUUCUCGGAUUUUUGGUGAUAUGUAUAUAUAG